Rhizophagus irregularis DAOM 181602=DAOM 197198 is the source of this 1358-nucleotide messenger RNA. RefSeq lists its product as uncharacterized. Lineage: Eukaryota; Fungi; Glomeromycota; Glomeromycetes; Glomerales; Glomeraceae. The record is from RefSeq and is a predicted model, not a curated record.
ACGUACACUCUUUCUCAAUUCACGUAAUUUUUUAAUGGAAUUUUCACAGAAUUAUAAUUCGCAACAUCAUGAAACUGGAUCAUAUCAAGGAAUAUUUAUUCCACACUCUGGAAAGCCUCAAGUAAUAACAAUAAAUAUCGAAUCUAAUGAUAUACGACGGAAACUAAAUUGCGAAUUAUCUGACCAUGUCACUCUUUGGGCAAAGGGUUACAAACUUUGUUUAUUUUGUGAUGAUAGUGCUGUUGACAAAAAUUUACCUAAGAAUCCUAUAACUACCCGUCUAAUAUCUAAUCUUUCUGGAAUGGAUUAUAAAGAAGUCAUACAAGGAAAUAUUCUACUAUUGGACGACGAAAAAAAGUUAACUAUUAAAGAUCUUAGUUCACUAAUGAAAGUGACUGUAGAUGCACCUAAUAUAAAAGAUGUCGCAACCUGUAUAUUAGCAAAUUUCUAUCAAUUAAUUGAACUAAGAAAAACUUUUCAUAAUUUUUCUUCUCUUGGAGUCAAUUUUCUCAGGUCUUUGUCAAAGUCUUGUUUAAUUCAUAUCGUAUGUCGUGAAGUAACCGGAAAAGAAAGCUUAUCACAAUACAAGCGGUAUCAUCGACGAGCAUGUUAUCUUAGAGAAGACAUGGAAUCUGUCGCUCCAGAAGAAUGGGAUUUAAUAAUUGUUCAGAUUAAAAAUCUUCAUCGCAUCAAAAUCGCAGAAUUAGAAGAAUCUUUGGGACAAAAUCUAGAUGUCAUGAUUGAUGAGAAAGAAGCAGUUUUGCGAGAUGAAUCAAUUAUUAAUAACGAAAAAAAUCGUAAUACCUUUUGUAGAUUAAUUCUUACAGCAAACAAAGUUAAAUGUACGGGAUAUCCAUUUGACGGUGAUAUCCAAGGUUUAUUUAAUGAUAUCGAUAAAUUAAGAAAUAAUUUUUGGAAUAGUUAAAUUAUUUAUAAUAUUAUAGCUCACAUUGAAAUUAUAAGUUCAUGAAAAAUUCUACAAUAUCCUCAAAGAAUAUGAAGAGGUGCGAGGUGCAUUAAUGAACCGUAUUUAUUUUUUUAAAAAAAAACAUUAGUAUUUGCUAUAUUGUUUCUACGUAGAUUGAAUAUGUACAACUUUUUUUAUUUUGUACUAAGGCAAAUUCGUAAUAGCAAUAGAUGGCAUGGGAAUCGGUCUUGCCAACUUUUCGACAUAAUUUGGUAGAACCUCAGAAGGUUGAUAAUUAUCCUGAGGGAGUACCGGCUUUGCUGAAUAGCUUUAUGAUAUUUCCAAAUUACUAAUGAUUUAACGAAUAUUUUUGUAAUAUACAGUAUAUAAAUAACAUAUUUUUGGAAUAUUUCUAUUAUAUACUAAUAAAACAUUUAUUAUGGAUAUAUGC